AUGUGUCCAGCGGCUGGGGCGAUGGCUGAUGGUGUGGGGAGGAUCCGAUUCGCGAAGCAGAUGAGGUUCAGGGGUGUGCGGAAGAGGCCGUGGGGGAGGUUCGCGGCGGAGAUAAGGGACCCCUGGAAGAAGACGCGCGUCUGGCUCGGCACAUUCGACUCCGCGGAGGACGCAGCUCGGGCCUACGACGCCGCUGCGCGCGCCCUCCGGGGGCCCAAAGCGAAGACCAACUUCUUGGCAACGGCGGGUGCGUCGCCAGCGGGUGCCGCUGGGCCGAUCCUCUCCCCCUUUGGCUUUUCUCCCCAACAGCAGCAUCUCUCCUUGCAGCAGCGACGGAGAUACGCACCGGUGCAGAAUCCGCGGCCCCUGCCAACCACGAGCAGUCACAGUAGCACCGUAGAAUCCUUCAGCGGGCCGCGGCUCUCCACCGCCGUGCCUCCGCAGCCCUCCUCCAUCAGGCGAUUAGCGAUCCAGCAGUCCCCUUCGCCGCCCCGGGCGCUCAAUGGGGACGAGUGCCACAGCGACUGCGGCUCCUCUUCCUCCGUCGUGGACGACGGAGACAUCGCCUCGUCGCCGUUCCCAACGCAGCAGCCGCAGACUCCGACGCUGCCUUUCGAUUUGAACCUCGUCCCGCUGGCGGAGGAUGACUACCAAUACACGGCUCUCCGCCUCUGA
Messenger RNA from Spirodela intermedia, 675 nucleotides. NCBI's taxonomy places the organism in Eukaryota, Viridiplantae, Streptophyta, Magnoliopsida, Alismatales, Araceae. The record is from the annotation of a GenBank genome assembly.